CUGUGAGGAAAUGCGUGAAGAGCGGCAAGACCAGCUGAAAUUUAUCGACAAACAGCUGGAGCUCUUGGCUCAAGACUAUAAACUACGAAUUAAGCAGAUUACAGAGGAGGUGGAGAGACAGGUGUCGAUGGCAAUGGCCGAGGAGAUCAGGCGCCUCUCUGUGUUGGUGGAUGAUUACCAGAUGGAUUUCCACCCUUCUCCAGUAGUCCUCAAAGUUUAUAAGAAUGAACUGCACUGCCACAUAGAGGAAGGACUGGGCCGAAACAUGUCCGACCGCUGCUCCACGGCCAUCACCAGCUCCCUGCAGGCCAUGCAGCAAGACAUGAUAGAUGGCUUGAAACCCCUCCUUCCCACGUCUGUGCGGAGUCAGAUAGACAUGCUAGUUCCGCACCAGUGCUUCUCCCUCAACUACGACCUGAACUGUGACAAGCUGUGUGCUGACUUUCAGGAAGACAUUGAGUUCCAUUUCUCUCUCGAAUGGACCAUGCUGGUGAAUAGGUUCCUGGGCCCCAAGAACAGCCGUCGGGCCUUGAUGGGCUACAAUGACCAGGUUCAGCGUCCCAUCCCUCUGACGCCAGCCAACCCCAGCAUGCCCCCACUGCCACAGGGCUCACUCACCCAAGAGGAGCUCAUGGUUUCCAUGGUUACCGGCCUUGCCUCCCUGACAUCCAGGACCUCCAUGGGCAUUCUCAUUGUUGGAGGAGUGGUGUAGAAGGCGCUGGGCUGGCGGCUCAUUGCCCUCUCUUUGGGGCUCUAUGGCCUCCUCUGUGUCUAUGAGCAUCUGACCUGGACCACCAAGGCCAAAGAGAGGGCUUUCAAGCACCAGUUUGUGGAGCAUGCCAGUGAGAAGCUGCAGCUGGUCAUCAGCUACACUGGCUCCAACUGUAGCCACCAAGUCCAGCAGGAACUGUCUGGGACUUUUGCUCAUCUGUGUCAGCAAGUUGACGUCACCCGGGAGAACCUGGAGCAGGAAAUUGCUGCCAUGAACAAGAAAAUUGAGGUUCUUGACUCACUUCAGAGCAAAGCAAAGCUGCUCAGGUGA
Molecule: messenger RNA, 1042 nt
Organism: Saimiri boliviensis boliviensis (Bolivian squirrel monkey)
Lineage: Eukaryota; Metazoa; Chordata; Mammalia; Primates; Cebidae
Product: mitofusin-2
Biological process (GO): mitochondrial fusion; mitochondrion localization
Cellular component (GO): mitochondrial outer membrane
Molecular function (GO): GTPase activity
Source: RefSeq, a predicted model, not a curated record